Ruditapes philippinarum (Manila clam) is the source of this 5085-nucleotide messenger RNA. Its product is annotated as extended synaptotagmin-1-like. Gene Ontology annotation, molecular function: lipid binding. The coding region runs from base 131 to 2302 and encodes 723 amino acids. NCBI's taxonomy places the organism in Eukaryota, Metazoa, Mollusca, Bivalvia, Venerida, Veneridae. The transcript has 22 exons. The record is from RefSeq and is a predicted model, not a curated record. Gene Ontology annotation, biological process: lipid transport.
UCACUUCCGGGUAAUUACCCUCGGGUCACAGAAAGUUUACGAACCGGUGAUUAUUUGUGUAUUGCAGACGACACAGGUAAAAUAUUUAUAGAGUAGCAUCAGCAAAACUUAUACUGUCAAGGCCAACAAAAUGGCGAACGAAAAGCAGCCAGCUAAACCCAAAAGAAAGGCAGUUACAGAGGAUACAUUGCUUGUCAGUGUUCUAAAAAGAUAUUUCAAAUAUGCAGGGGCUGCAGUAGCGAUCUGGGGAUUUGGUUACUAUCAAUUCAGCCCAGCAUGGAUUUUAUUAGGACUUGUUGUUAUUACAUGGAAAGAAAAGCAUAACAAAUUGCAACAGAAAAAGAUAGAAAUUUCACAGCAAGCUGCUAAAAAUGAGAAAGAAGCAAUUUUAGCAAGAGUAGAAGAUUUGCCAUCAUGGGUGUUUUUCCCAGACGUAGAAAGAGCAGAAUGGUUGAACAAGAUGGUAGCACAGAUGUGGCCUUAUAUUGGAGAGUAUACUCGUACCCUUCUCAUGACAUCAGUACAAAAGACUGUACAAGACAGUGCCAGUGUGAUGGGAUCUUUCAAAUUUGUCAAUAUUGAUCUCGGAGAUAUUCCUCCAAGAAUUGGUGGUGUUAAGGUAUACACAGAAAAGGUGAAGAGAGAUGAGAUUUACAUGGAUCUUGAUAUUAUAUACAGUAGUGAUUGUGAGAUCACAGUGUGUGUGAAGGGGGUGAAUGCUGGUAUAAAAGAUUUACAGCUUCACGGAACUGUGCGUGUGAUAUUUAAGCCACUAAUCAACCAAGUUCCUUUCUUUGGUGGCCUCAGUGUCUUCUUUAUGAAUAAUCCUUCCAUUGACUUCAAUUUGACUAGCUUAGCAAAUGCUUUAGAUCUUCCUGGGUUGAAUGAUAUGUUACAGACAUAUAUACAGGAGAUUAUAGGUAACAUUAUGGUGUUACCUAACAGAAUAGUGGUACAGACUGCACAGGGUCUUACUGUCAGCAAACUGAGAUAUCCUCAACCAGAUGGUAUUUUGAGGAUUUAUGUUGAAGAAGCUAAAGAUCUUGUGAAAGCUGACCUAAGUGUUCUGGGCAAAGGAAAAUCUGAUCCUUACUCAGUUGUUAGAGUUGGUGCGAUGAAGUUUAAGACACAUGUGAUUAAUAAUACAGUUGCUCCACAAUGGAAUCGUGUGUUUGAGACCAUUAUUGAUGAGAAAGACGGUCAGUUUAUGGAUGUAGAAGUGAGAGAUGAGGAUCCAGGCAGUAAAGAUGAUAAACUAGGAAAUGUUUCUAUUGAGCUGUCUCCAGUAGCAGCAAAAGGACUUGUUGAUAAUUGGUUACCAUUAGAGAAUGUGAAAACAGGAAAGCUCCAUCUUAAACUUGUAUGGCUGUACCUGUCCAAAAACCCUCAAAUGUUAAAUAAGCAAAUCGUGUCAAACAAGCAGGUUGGCAAAACCAAAGAUAGUGAUGAUCUGUCCUCGUGUAUUCUGAUGGUGAACGUGGACUCUGCUCGUGAACUUCCGUUGCUGUCUCAGGGCUCUUUUAUGAGGACAAAGAAGAUGGCUGAACCGUCGCCCUAUGUCUUCUGGGUGUUGACAACUGAGCAAAGUGUAGAGGAAGAAACCGAGAAUCUCAUGACAGAACCUAUUCCUGACGCCAAGGAAACCGAUCUUGAUGAAGCUGCUUCCAAGGACAAACCUGCGCCCAGCUCUCCUGGUUCUCCGACGGAUAGCGCCCCUAUCAAACCAGUGUCUGCAGAGACUGUGAAGAAAGCACCCCCUCCUCAGGCCGUCCAGCAAAUACCGAAGGCGAAGUCGCCAAGCCAGGAAAGGGAAACCGAUGUUAGACAGAGGAAAACACCAUCGGUAUCAAGUGCUGAUAGCAACCUGGGAUCAUACAGACUUGGUAGGAUACAACUUACUCUCAGAUACAGUAUGCAGAGAGGAAAACUCAUGGUCUGUGUCCAUAAAUGCACAUGCCUGGAAGCAUUAGACAAGGACAAUUUCUCCGACCCGUACGUGAAGAUGUACCUUCUACCAGAUAGAGGCAGCAGCAGUAAGAGGAAAACUAAAGUGAUUAACAAUAAUCUUAAUCCUGUCUUUGAUGAAACAUUUGAAUACGGUGUGACACCUCAAGAGCUGGUCACCCGCAGUCUGGAAGUCACUGUUAAGAAUGAUACAUCAAUGUUUUCAUCCAGUAAGAAAGAAAUGGGCAUGGUUCUGAUAGAUCUGUCCAAGUUUGACAUUCAGAAAGCAUCAACUGAUUGGUAUGACCUUGCCCCUGAAGAACAACUACAGAAGAAAGAGAUUGAAACCGAUAUUUAGAAUGGACAGAUUUAAAGCCCCAAUGACAGAAAAAAGAAACCUAUUUGGAAGGUCAAAGACCAGCCAAAGGGACGUUCUGAAUACCUGAACUUCAAAAAAAAAAUCUUAAACUUUUAAAAAAAUGUGUAUAAAGUUGUUGUAGUCAUUUAGAAUAAUCUACAGUAAAUUGAAAGGAUUUCUCAUAUCAGCUAUGCUUAAAUUAAGUUGCCAGCUUUUCUCUGGUCACAGACUGCACUCACCUAUGUCUUUACUGUUGAUAUAGGCAACACAUAUCAAUGCUAGUAUCGGAAUUUGUGACAACUUCAAAGUUUUUAAUGCUUCUGAGGGAUCACUUUUUUACCAGAUAUUUAAGUUUUAGUAACUAACUGUAAAGAGUCUUUUGAUACUGCAUAGAUGUGUUGGCCAAAAAACCUGUUACUAUAAGCAAGUCAACAUGAAUGUAGUGUAAGUAAGUCAUUAUUAAUGCUUGAUAAUUAAAUUGUAUGUUUUGUCUUCCCACAAGAGUUGCGGUCUAUUCUAAUGUUUAGAUUUCCAGAGGCACUGGUCUUCAGAUUAUAAAAAUUUUAUCAAAUGAGCCGUGUCACGACAAAACCAAUAAAGUGCAUUUGGGACCAACAUAGAUCAAGACCUGCCUGCGCUUCCGCGCAGUCUGAUCAGGAUCCAUGCUGUUCGCUUACCAACUCUAUUACAAGUACAGAAACUGAUAGCGACCAGCAUGGAUCCUGAUCAGACUGCACGGAUGCGCAAGGUGGUCUGGAUCUAAGCUGGUCGCAAAUGCACUAUGUUGAUUUUGUCGUGACGUGGCUCAAAUGUUAUUUAGGUAAAGUAAUACUCCUACAUGUAUAUCUUAUAUUUUUUAUUACUUCAUACAGCUGCAAUAAACAUCUAUGUUUUUGUCAUGUCAUGUUGAUUCUUUAUGUAAUUUGGCUUGUUGUUUUUCUCAUUUCUAUAUUCUGUAUACAUGUAUAUAAAAUAUAUAAAUCAAAUUAUUUUUCAAGAAAAUUUAGCAAGGGUGUUCUUUUCUUUAAUAUUUAUAAAGCGCCAUAUCAUGUUGUUUGGAAAUAAAUCAAGUUUUAAUAGCUAUGACAAAAAAUUAAAAAUUGACUUUUGUACUUAGAAAUGAGAGCAAAGAGUUUUUGAUCCAUAUCAAAAAAUAAACCAUGCUAUCACAUUGUUUAUAAAUUUAUAUUGUAAAAUAAAGUUUACCAUAGGGAUAUUUAUGAAAAUGAUUUAAAUGAUUGUUUGUUGAUCUGAGAAUAAUGUAUCAUAUUUACUCUUUUAGUGAUAAAAAUACAUUAACUGUAUUUAUUUUUGGUGAUGAUUUGUUUAGAAAUGAUAAAAAAAUUUGUAUAUGUAUUAUGCUCAAAGUUUUUUUAUGAUAAAUUAUGUUAGUUCGACACUAUACUUCUCUAAGGGUUAAAUAAGUGUCAUCAAUGUAUAGUAAUUAAAUUUUUUCAAUAUGUCAAUUAGUUUUUACUAAUCUGAUCAAUUUAUUGCUAUCGAAGGAUACACAGAUUAGGGAUUGGGAAUAAUAAAAGUUAUAAGUGAUGUUAAUCUGUGAUUCCAUCUUUACCCAUAAAAUUGGUUUACCUUCAUUUUACAUACAAGAAAAACAAUAAAAGUGGAACAAACAGUCAACACGGGAUAAGUUUUAAGGUUUAUUUAAUGAUGAUAAAACCCAAAAGAAGUUUUAAGUUCUCUUUUCUAUUGGUUUUGUAAAUGCAAUGUUAAGGAAUGUUUGCAAAACUGUUGGUAAUCUGUGCCUUUAGUAACUAUAUGUAAGUACACAAUUAUGAUGAUUUUUUGACAAUUUUAUAUGUUAAGAAUAAGUUUACCUAUGAAAGUAGAUUUAUGCAAAAUAUGUUUAAAUUGAAUAUUCUAACUGUUAAUUUUUUUUUAUAAAAGCUUGAUGUGGAUAAAGAUAUGUCAAGAUAUUUCUUGCCUCUUUUUUCUGUAUUUUUGUAGCUCAUGUACAGUAAUUUGUACCGGUAUAUCGUCACCUUGAUGCAGUAAUGAAUUAACUCUUGUUGAAUUAUUUUCACUCAGGUGACAAUAUAUAGGUAUAUACAUGUAUAUAUAAAAUUAUGUAUAGAACUUUAUAUAUAGGUGUUGUAAGGUAGAUCAAGGCAUAUCAUUGUAAUACAAAAAGUAAAAAUAAGAAAUAUUGACAUAUCCAUUGUGCUUGUACUGCAAAAAGUAAGCAUAACUUGAUUUUCAUAAGUUUUACUUUCAUUUUUUUCAAAUUAACAUGCUAAAAUAGACAUGAUCUAUUUGAAUUGGAAAGGCAAGAUGAACUCGGAAUGCUUGAAGUUGUUGCUGUUUUGUUUUUGCAUAUGUCUCUUGGACGUAAAACUCAACGAAAGAAGAACCAACAAAAUAUAUUCAGAUAUUUUCUCAGAGUGUCAUAGAAACCUGUGAUGUGAUUGAAUAUUUUUAAGAAUAAGUACAUUUAUAUGAUCAUAAUACUGACAUGAUUGAAUAUUCUUGCUAAUAAGAUAUAUAUUUUUAAUAAAAAAAUAUGAUUGAAUAUAUAUAGAUUGAUGAAAGCAUGAUUGAAUAUUUACAAGAAAGUGAUAAUUAUACAUGUUAUACAUACAUAUAGACUUGUUGGAAGAUAAUUGCAGAUAAAUACAUGUAGAUAAUUCAUAUAAACUAAGGAAUGCUGAAAUAUUCAUACAAAUGUGAUGAUAUAUAUAUACAUAUUACACUUGUAUAACACAGGUGUGAUUGAAUAUUCUUACAGAAAAUUGAUAAUUAUUCAUGUAUGAAUAUAUUUAAUGAUA